UGCAUGCUGUUUUGUUUUUUCUUCAAUGUCACGAUUUCGUAACUAGAAAUCUACUGCAAAAAUGGGGAAAACACUGUCAACGAUCGGAAAGCGUGCUAACCAAAGGUUCAAUUUUGAAAAUAGAGCUCAGAGAGCUAUCGAAAAACAGAAAACGAUCCCUAAAGCCGCACCCAGACACCCAUCAACAGUGGAGCAAUUGAAAACCAUUGAACAACGAUCAGAAAUAAAAGAAGAAAUUGACAGAAGGAAUGAAUCUUUGCUGGACAAGCUUAAGCAGGUCCGGAUUGAAUCUCAUGGACCGCCUCCUGAGAUUAAGUCUGCACGCCACCUCCCAAAGAAUAGAAUAUAUGCCGGGGAGACAGAGUUGGGUUUUGAGGAGCCAAAUGUCAUACCGCCUGGAAAACUAACUGUACGGACAUUGAUGGAUGUUCUUGGAAAAGCUAUGGUGGAACCAAAAACUUACACUGCGAGAGAAAUUGCUGCUGAACAUUCGCUCGAUAGGCAAAAGGUUGAAAACAUGUUGAAAUAUUUUGCCGCAUUUAGUUUACAUAUUCCCAAGGCUGGAGAGGUACCUGUAGCAGGAAAACUUCGAAGCAGCGAAAAGGGGAGCGAAACUGUCGAGCUUGAGGACAGAACAACUAUGCUGGAAGAAGGGAAAAAGGAAUCUGGUUUUAAGAUUAAUAUCUUAACAAAGAAACCAGAGGACUAAUCAGUGACUAAGACAUUAACUUGUGUGCUAUUGUAUUGGGACAUAGACAUUGUUUGGCCAAUCAGAUGCUGACACUUGUACAUUUUGAAGUUGAAAUUUCAUUUUCUUAAAGGAACAGCGUUUCCUGACAGGGUUGCGUUGCAAGACUCGGCAAUUAUUGUUGAUCAUCAGAUAUCUGGUCGGGAAAGACACCUUGAUUUCCAAGUUCACUGCUUAUAAACAAUGUGUAUAAAAAUUCAACUGUAAAUGCACUCUAAAUAGGAGUAAGAGUAUAAAACCUGACAAAUUGCAAAAUUGACGCAAAUGAUCUCAAUCAUAGUUUAAAUCCAGUUGAAGUA
Molecule: messenger RNA, 1047 nt
Organism: Lineus longissimus
Lineage: Eukaryota; Metazoa; Nemertea; Pilidiophora; Heteronemertea; Lineidae
Product: NADH dehydrogenase [ubiquinone] 1 alpha subcomplex assembly factor 4-like
Exons: 3
Coding region: 62-709 (215 amino acids)
Biological process (GO): mitochondrial respiratory chain complex I assembly
Cellular component (GO): mitochondrion
Source: RefSeq, a predicted model, not a curated record